CAGCUAAAGAAGUCGAAAGAAGCAAUAAAGGCUGCGGGGGAGAAGCUGAAAAAACUCCACGAACAAUUGAAAGAAUUGGAGGAAAAAGAAACGGACAGUCAAAAACCCGUAAAAGGUAUAAGGGAAGACAUCGACAAUGUUGUGAAAGCGGGUGAGAAGGCGAAACAAAAGAUUGAGGAAUUGACUUCGACGGAGGGAACACAAAAGAAAAAGGAUGCCACGCUUACCGAAGCCAAAGAAAAAGUUAAGAGUGCGACUGAAGAAGCCGAGCGUAUGAGAGAAAAGCGUUUGGCCGAAGAACAGGCGAGACAGGUUACAGAGAAUGUUAAAGAGGUUGCAGAAGUGGUUGGGAAUAUGGAUGGCGCUGUGAAUCCUGCAUUGGUGCACAGUCCCUUAUUGCUUCUCUUGUGUGUGCUGGGCUGCACUCUCGUUUGCUGA
This is a messenger RNA of Trypanosoma theileri, 438 nucleotides long. RefSeq lists its product as uncharacterized. The transcript has a single exon. NCBI's taxonomy places the organism in Eukaryota, Euglenozoa, Kinetoplastea, Trypanosomatida, Trypanosomatidae. The record is from RefSeq and is a predicted model, not a curated record. The annotation marks the transcript as partial.